Molecule: messenger RNA, 1344 nt
Organism: Raphanus sativus (radish)
Lineage: Eukaryota; Viridiplantae; Streptophyta; Magnoliopsida; Brassicales; Brassicaceae
Exons: 6
Coding region: 209-1096 (295 amino acids)
Molecular function (GO): phosphoprotein phosphatase activity
Source: RefSeq, a predicted model, not a curated record
CUCAUCAAACCAUCGCCAUAGACACAUAACAUACACCUCUCUCUCUCUCUUUCUCUAAUUAAAAGAAUUAAAUAAAAACAACAUUGGAGAGAAAGAAAGAAGAGAGGAACAAAAUCAAAGGAAGGAAGGAAGGAGAGGAAACCCAAAAGCUUCCUUUCUUCUUCAUCAUCAUCUUAGAUUCCAACUUCCAUCCACCGAUUGAUUAUUCAUGGCUGAGUUGACUCAGGCGGAAGUUGUUUACUCUCGUCGGUCGCUUCAACUGUGGAAGACUCUGGUGAACUGCCUGGCCUUCUUCUACCAGAUCUUCCUCCAGAUCCUCCGCGCCGUCGGAUACCAUCCCCUCCUCUCUUCCUCCGCUUCCGAUGGUUUCAAACCCUUACGGAACAUCGAACUGCUCGAAACGGCGUCGGAUUCUCCCACCUCCGUGGAAAUCGAGUCCUCCUCAAUCCAAGUCCAACACAGCCAGAGACUCAAGGUAGUUCUUGACUUGGACGAGACGUUAGUCUGUGCAUAUGAGACUUCUACUCUACCUCCUGCUUUGCGUAAUCAAGCCAUUGACGCUGGAUUAAACUGGUUCGAGUUGGAGUGUUUCUCAUCUGACAAGGAAGUUAAUGGGAAACCUAAGAUCAAUUACGUCACUGUCUUUGAACGUCCAGGACUGCACGAGUUCUUAGAGCAACUUAGCCACUUUGCAGAUCUUGUUCUCUUUACCGCUGGUCUUGAAGGGUAUGCGAGACCACUUGUGGACAGGAUUGAUACCAGGAAAGUACUCACCAACCGACUUUAUCGACCUUCAACUGUCAGCACGCAAUACCGAGAUCAUGUGAAGGAUCUGUUAAGCACAUCAAAGAACAUGUCAAGGACAGUGAUUGUUGACAACAAUCCUUUCAGCUUUUUAUUGCAACCAUCAAAUGGGAUUCCAUGUGUUGCGUUUUCCGCAGGGCAGCCAAAUGACACUCAGCUUUUGGAUGUUAUACUUCCACUUCUCAAGCAACUUUCAGAGGAAGAAGAUGUAAGACCGACACUUUAUGAUCGGUUCCACAUGCCUGAAUGGUUUGAGAAGCAAGGCAUACCACCUUCGUGCUGGAACCCUUAGAUACUAGUGGAAAUAUAUAUAUAUAUCAGAAACUCUUUGGUCCACAAAAAAAGGCGAAGGACUGGGUUGGAUCAGUAAACGUGAGGAGAAGGAAGACACAGAAGCUACCAUUCCUAUUAUUGUUUAUAUUUUAUGGUAGAGAUUCCUUUUAAAAGAUAAAUAUCUGUUACACAUUCAUGGUUUCAUGUGAUUUUCUGUAGCUUUCUUUGUACCAUUGGUUAAUAAUCAAAGCAUUUUUAUUUUUUUUU